GCCCGCCAUGGCGCAGCCGGGCCCCGCGCCCCAGCCGGACGCUUCUCUCCAGCAACGCCUGGAAGAAUUGGAAAAAAUCAACGCUGAGUUUUUACGCACCAAGCAGCAGCUUGAGCAAGAAUUUAACCAAAAGAGGGCAAAAUUCAAAGAGCUGUACCUGGCCAAAGAAGAGGACCUGAAGAGGCAGAGCGCGGUCCUGCAGGCGGCCCAAGACGACCUGGGAAACCUCCGGACUCGACUACGGGAGGCCCAGGCGGAGAUGGAGAACAUCAAGGCCGUGGCCACCGUCUCUGAGAACACUAAGCAGGAAGCGAUCGACGAGGUGAAGAGGCAGUGGCAGGAAGAGGUGGCUUCGCUGCAGGCUGUCAUGAAAGAAACAGUUCGGGACUACGAGCACCAGUUCCACCAUCGGCUGGAACAGGAGCGAGCGCAGUGGGCUCAGUACCGGGAGACUGCUGAGAGGGAAAUCGCCGACCUGAGAAGGAGGCUGUCCGAAGGCCAAGAGGAGGAAAAUCUAGAAAAUGAAAUGAAAAAGGCCCAAGAGGACGCAGAGAAGCUCCGCUCGGUCGUGAUGCCGAUGGAGAAGGAGAUUGCUGCUUUAAAGGAGAAACUGACGGAGGCCGAGGACAAGAUUAAGGAGCUGGAGGCCUCAAAGGUUAAAGAACUGAACCAUUACCUGGAAGCCGAAAAGUCUUGCCGGACGGAUCUGGAGAUGUACGUAGCCGUCCUGAACACCCAGAAGUCGGUCCUGCAAGAAGAUGCCGAGAAGCUCCGGAAAGAACUGCACGAAGUGUGCCGCCUGUUAGAGCAAGAGCGUCAGCAGCACAACCAGCUGAAGCACACGUGGCAGAAGGCCAACGACCAGUUCCUGGAGUCCCAGCGCCUGCUCAUGCGGGACAUGCAGCGCCUGGAGAGCGUGCUCACCUCCGAACAGCUCCGCCAGGUCCAAGAGCUCAAGAAGAAAGACCAGGAGGAAGACGAGCAGCGGCGGCUGGACAAGGGGAAGGAGGAGCGGAAGGCGGCCGACCCGGAGGAGGAGGAGGAGGCCGCCAAAGCCCCGGCGGUGUGCGCUCUGGCCCACGAGGACCCCCUCGCCCAGUUCCCCGGCAAAGAGGCGCCGCCCGGCAGCGCCCACGGCUCCGCACACUCCCUGGACGCCGACCCGCCGCCCCCCUCCGGCGAGCCCUUCGGCCGAGCGGACGGAGACCCGUUCAAGGACGGCCUCAGGAGGGCCCAGUCCACGGACAGCCUGGGCCCCCCGGGGCCCCCGCAGCCCAAGGCCCUGGGCUACAACCACAAGGCCAAGUCGGCCGGCAACCUGGACGAAUCGGAUUUCGGGCCGCUGGUGGGCGCCGACUCGGUGUCGGAGAACUUGGACACGGCCUCGCUGGGGUCCCUGCAGAUGCCCAGCGGCUUCAUGCUGACCAAAGACCAGGAGAAGGCCAUCAAGGCCAUGACCCCCGAGCAGGAGGAGACCGCCUCCCUGCUGUCCAGCGUCACGCAGGGGGUGGAGAGCGCCUACGUGUCCCCCAGCGGCUACCGCCUGGUCAGCGAAACCGAGUGGAACUUGCUGCAAAAGGAGGUGCAGAACGCCGGAAGCAAGCUUGGCCGGCGUUGUGAUAUGUGUUUCAAUUACGAGAAGCAGCUGCAGGGGGUUCAGCUUCAGGAGGCCGAGACGCGGGAGCAGGUGAAGCGGCUGCAGGCGAUGCUGCGGCAGGCCAACGAGCAGCUGGAACGCGGGUUGCGGGACAAGCAGGAGCUGGAGGAGGCCCUGACUCAGCGCGCCGAACACGCCCAGCACCAGAUCUCCGCCCUGCUGCUGCGAGCCCAAGAGUCGGAGACCGCCCUCGGCCAGCUGCAGCAGGACUUCUCCCAGGCCAAGAGGAGCGUCCAGGAGCAGAUGGCUGUGCUGACGCAGUCCCGGGAGCAGGUUUCCGAGGAGCUGGCCCGGCUGCAGAGGGACAACGAGAGCCUCCAGGGCAAGCACAGCUGGCACGCGGCCCUGCAGCGGGCCGAGGACUUCAUCCUCCCCGAGUCCUCUGAGGAGCUCCGGGAGCUGGUCCUCAAGUACCGGGAGCACACCAUCGGGGCGCGGACCGCCGCGGACCACCUGGAGGAGAAGCUGAAGGCCGAGAUCCUCUUCCUGAAGGAACAGAUCCAAGCCGAGCAGUGCCUGAAGGAGAACCUGGAGGAAACGCUGCAGCUGGAGAUCGAGAACUGCAAGGAGGAGAUCGCCUGCAUUUCCAGCCUGAAGGCCGAAUUGGACAGGGUGAAAGCGGAGAAGGAGCAGCUGGAAGCGGGCCUGGCAGAGCGGACGCGGCAGCUGGAGGGCCUCCGAGAGCUCAAAGCCACGGCCGAAGAGCAGCUGAGGAAGGAGGCCGCCGCUAAGGCCGACGCGGAGCAGCUGAUGUUGGAGGAGAAGGGCAAGGCCCAGCGGCUGCAGACCGAGCUGGACGUCAGCGAGCAGGUGCAGCGGGACUUCGUCAAGCUCUCCCAGACGCUGCAGGUGCAGCUGGAGCGCGUCCGCCAGGCCGACUCCCUGGAGAGGGUCCGGGCCAUCCUCAACGACACCAAACUGACGGACAUUAACCAGCUGCCCGAGACAUGACCCCCGGCGGGCGCCGCCCCCUGCGGGGGGGCACUUUUAACUCCCCUUUCUAGCGACAUUAAUUCUUAUUUAACUCUAACUCGAGGGGCCCGCGGGGGGCGGGGGGGG
This is a messenger RNA of Ornithorhynchus anatinus (platypus), 2716 nucleotides long. RefSeq names its product rabaptin, RAB GTPase binding effector protein 1 (gene RABEP1). Gene Ontology annotation, cellular component: endosome; endocytic vesicle. The transcript is spliced from 18 exons. Lineage: Eukaryota; Metazoa; Chordata; Mammalia; Monotremata; Ornithorhynchidae. Gene Ontology annotation, biological process: Golgi to plasma membrane transport; endocytosis. The record is from RefSeq and is a predicted model, not a curated record. Bases 8 to 2608 code for a protein of 866 amino acids. Gene Ontology annotation, molecular function: GTPase activator activity; growth factor activity.